Argentina anserina (silverweed cinquefoil) is the source of this 1581-nucleotide messenger RNA. RefSeq lists its product as uncharacterized. The record is from RefSeq and is a predicted model, not a curated record. NCBI's taxonomy places the organism in Eukaryota, Viridiplantae, Streptophyta, Magnoliopsida, Rosales, Rosaceae. Bases 291 to 1223 code for a protein of 310 amino acids. The transcript has 4 exons.
ACCAACAAGAACUCUCUCUCUCUCUCUCUCUCUCUCUCUCCAAAUCAAUUAAACAAAACCCAAAAGCGAGCAUUAAAAUUCUCUUUGGCCCUCUCUCUUAUUGGGUCUUAGCUUCACCUAGCUUCUCCAAGAUUCUCAUAUAUUAGGUGUUAUUGUCUUGGAUGACUGUCUCCUAACCUGGAAGUUCAGUGGGUUUGUCCUUGGAGUAUAAAUUUGUUUAGGUGGUGUUUCUGAUCCGAGUGUGGGGUGUGCCUCAUGCGAUUGUUCCUAUUCUAAGUAGUAUCAUUUUCAUGGCUCUUGAAGCUUCUAAUGGAAGGGGGCUUCCACCCAGUUUAUUCAGUGGGGAUGAUAUUGAGUUAAACACGAAUUGGGAAGAUGUGACUUGUCCUAUAUGUUUGGAUUUCCCCCACAAUGGUGUACUCCUCCAGUGCACAUCACAUAAUAAUGGAUGCCGUCCUUUUGUCUGUGACACAAGCCACUUGCACUCAAAUUGUUUGGACCGUUUCAAAACUGCAAAUGGUAUGUCAUCUCCUUCAAAACCUGAUGCUGGUCCGACAAGUGACACUGAGCCAGUGGCAUCAGAAGAUAAAUGUAGGCCAACUUGCCCCUUGUGUCGGGGCGAAGUGACUGGAUGGGUGGUGGUUGAUAAGGCUCGUGUUCAUCUGGACGUGAAGAAGCGUUGUUGUGAGGAGCAACGGUGCACAUUUACAGGUACAUACUUAGAAUUGCAAAAACAUGCUGAACUGGAGCAUCCUCAUUCUCAACCAUCAAAAAUUGAUCCUGCUCGGCAGCUUGAUUGGGAAAAUUUCCAACAGUCUUCUGAGAUCAUAGAUGUUUUGAGCACUUUACAUUCGGAAGUCCCUCGGGGGGUUGUUUUAGGAGAUUAUGUGAUUGAAUAUGGUGAUGAUGAUACUGGGGAUGAGUUCGAGGACUUCCGUGGGGAUGAACGUAACUGGUGGACCUCCUGUAUAUUGUAUCAGGUAUUUGAUAACUUGAGGAACUCCAGAAAUAGAAGAAGAGCAAGAGUUGGUGACACUAGGCGAGGAGGCCGCCGAGCUAGCUAUGAUGCAAAUUCUGAUGAUGGCUCUGUGACAUCUAUUGAUUUCACAGACUACCGGGCAGAUGAUGUUGAUGAUGAGUUUAUGAGUUCAAGUGGCUCCUCUAGAGGUGGCUCAAGUCAUCGCAGCUCUCGAAGACGUCGCUCUCGCUUCUAUGACAAUUAGUGCUUGACAGAAUAGGAAGGAAAGGAAAGACGGAAAGAGAUCUAUUGGAAGUCAAGAAGUGGAAAGCACUGGGAUGCUUGCUGUGGAUCUCUUCUAAGUUUUAAACAUGCAGAAUCUGCUUUUAGAUACAGUGCUAGCUCUUUAAAUCUUUAAUUAGAUGUACUGGGUAGAAACAUGUCAAGAUCCAUUGGCUGCACAGAUCCCUUUGUUAGAACAUCUUGCAUUCAGUUCAGUGGUCUUAAGGAUUGGUGUGAUAUAUAAACAGAUACGGUGUAAUCAAGGUAUGAUGUGUCUUCUGUUAAUCCAUUUCACUUCGGUCCAGACGUCCAGUGAUCUCACUGGAAUUAAAAAGAGGAAA